AAAAUGUUUUAAACAAUCGUUUAUCUGAUUUUAUUAUAGAUUUAAAUCAUUAUACGCAUUUAUUUAUUUAAAAUGUUGUACGGAACCUUCAUUUUGCUCCUCGGAAUGUUUUCUCAAAGCCGAGCUGUUCAACGUGAAACGGUUUAUGUUCGUAAUUACGAACUUACCUUAUUCACUGGCAUUGAUGAUGCCACAAAUCAUGUACGUGCUCGGUUAGCGUGUACAGUUUGGAAACCUCGUUCUCACUUGGUUUAUAUCAAAGACGAACAAGUUCAAAAUGCCGUCGAUGAUUUGUUAGAAGCCUGGGGUUACCCAAAUGUGUGGAUAGGAGCAAGUGACUUCAACAAAGAAGGCAUCUGGGUAUGGGAUGAUGGAACACUCGUAGAUACUGGAUUUACAAACUGGGAGCCGGGUCAACCUUUUCGUGUUGCCGACGAUAUGGAUUGCUUGGCUCAUUGGAAUCAUACAUGGAACGAUAAAUAUUGUCGCCAUUAUUAUGGUUACAUUUGUCAGAUAGAUACUUCAGAUAUUUCAGCUUCGUUUUAUUCGGAUUUAACAUUCAGUUUUUCGUCGAGCAAAGGUAACGCAUCAACAGCGUUGACAUUUAAUAAAGCCAAACAGCAUUGUGAAAAACAAGGAAGUCGACUUGUCAAAAUCGGAAACGAAAGACUGUAUAAAAAAAUACAAAGUGAAUUGAAAAGUGACCCGAAAAGGAAAUGUUGGGUUGAUGUCGAAAACCCUCCAAAAAGGAAAUGUGUCGCAUUGACACACAAUAGAUGGGAAAGUCGCGAUUGUCAAGAAAAACUAGAAUUUGCAUGUGAAAAAAUUUUUCCAUGGAAUGUAAAAGUUUCUGACGACAAUCCCAGAAUCACAGAAACAACAAAUUUGGAAAUUGAAUGCACUGCUUCAGGUUUUCCUGUUCCAAAUCUUAGUUGGCACCGUGAUGCCGUAGAAGUCAAAGAUGAAGUUAGUGAACGAGUAUAUCAAACAAAAUCUUCCGGAAAGUCUGUCUUGUUUAUCAAAAACGCAAAAUUAGAAGAUUCCGGAAAAUAUCAAUGCUUUGCUUCAAAUAACAUGAUCCGUUCUGCAAGAAGUUUUACAAUAGUCGAAGUUUACGACAAAGAGUUUGAUUUGACUUCUCUAUCGGAAGUGGCGAUUUAUGGGGGACAACAAGGAUUUUACGCAUUGCAAAAACAGUUAUCAAGACCAAAGAUGGCAAUGUCUUAUGCACAGAAACCCGAACCAAGUUUACGUAAAUUAAAUUUUAUUAUCGAUCAAUUGUAGAAUAUAGCAUU
Molecule: messenger RNA, 1295 nt
Organism: Styela clava
Lineage: Eukaryota; Metazoa; Chordata; Ascidiacea; Stolidobranchia; Styelidae
Source: RefSeq, a predicted model, not a curated record